AUGUUCCAGAAAUUUACCGCUCUACGCAAAAGAAAAUAGGUCCUAACUCAUAUUCUCUAGCAGGUAUAUUUAUUUCAUAUAAUGAAUAAACAAACUUAGUAAAUAUGUUGUUUUUAUCAGAAAAAUAAUAGCAAGUAACUACUGCUGCAUAUUCUUUAUUGAUGAAUGAAGAACUAUUUCAAUGCAGGAAGUGCGCACUAAUCCUGUCCUUUCUCGCGUGGUCCAGAAUAUUCCCCAUUUAAUCUUUUAAGUGCUGGAACAAAGCCGCGAGGUUUCUAGCUUCACGCAAAAACAUCAAAGAAACAUCAGUCACUCGGUUACACAUUACCCAAGGAAAUCAUAAAACAUAAAAUAUGCCUGAGCCAGGAGCGCAACCGCAAGAAGAUAGCGAGGCUGAGACCUUCGCCUUUCAGGCUGAGAUUGCUCAGUUGAUGAGCUUGAUUAUCAACACAUUUUACUCAAACAAAGAGAUCUUUCUCAGAGAAAUAAUCUCAAAUGCCUCUGAUGCCCUUGAUAAAAUCCGUUAUGAGAGUCUCACAAACCCCUCACAAUUGGAUACUGGCAAAGACCUGGAGAUCAAGCUUAUCCCUGAUGCUAAUGGCAAAACAUUGACCAUUUGUGAUACUGGAAUUGGCAUGACUAAAGCUGAUUUGGUGAACAAUCUAGGAACAAUUGCAAAAUCUGGAACCAAAGCCUUCAUGGAGGCACUUCAGGCCGGCGCUGAUAUUUCCAUGAUUGGUCAAUUUGGUGUUGGUUUCUACUCUGCAUACCUUGUUGCUGAUAAAGUGGUUGUCACAUCAAAGAAUAACGACGAUGAACAGUAUAUUUGGGAAUCCUCUGCUGGUGGCUCUUUCACCAUCAAGCGCGAUGAUGGACCUGAUAUAGGCAGAGGCACCAGAAUCACUCUUUACAUCAAGGAAGACCAACAAGAAUACAUUGAGGAAAAGAGGAUCAAGGAGAUUGUGAAGAAACAUUCCCAGUUCAUAGGCUACCCAAUCAUGUUGCAUUGUGAGAAGGAACGUGACAAGGAAAUCAGUGAUGAUGAAGAUGAUGAAGAGGAGAAGAAGGAAGAAACUACAGAGGGUGAAGAAAAGAAGGAGGAUGAUGAAAAGCCAAAGAUAGAGGAUCUUGAUGAGGCUGAUGAAGAAGAUUCCAAGAAGAAGAAAAAGAAAACUAUCAAGGAAAAAUACACCGAAGAUGAAGAACUGAACAAAACAAAGCCAAUCUGGACACGUAACUCUGAUGAUAUCUCCCAAGAAGAGUAUGGAGAAUUCUACAAAUCUCUCACCAAUGAUUGGGAAGAUCAUUUAGCAGUGAAACACUUCUCAGUUGAGGGACAGCUCGAAUUCAGGGCUCUGUUGUUCAUCCCCAAGCGUGCUCCAUUUGACAUGUUUGAGAACAAAAAGAAAAAGAACAACAUCAAGCUCUAUGUCAGGAGAGUGUUCAUCAUGGACAACUGUGAUGAAAUUAUUCCAGAGUACCUCAACUUCAUGCGCGGUGUUGUUGACAGUGAAGAUCUUCCAUUGAACAUAUCUCGUGAGAUGCUCCAGCAGAGCAAGAUCCUCAAGGUCAUCAGGAAGAAUCUUGUCAAGAAGGCUAUGGAACUGUUUGAGGAAAUUGAAGAAGACAAAGACUCAUACAAAAAGUUCUACGAACAAUUCUCCAAGAACCUGAAGCUUGGAAUCCAUGAGGACUCAACCAAUCGUAAGAAGAUUGCUGGCUUGCUCCGCUACCACAGCUCCCAAACUGGAGAUGAUAUGACCUCUCUGAAGGACUAUAUCUCAAGAAUGAAGGAAGGACAGAAACACAUCUAUUACAUCACAGGUGAAACUAGAGAUCAGGUUGAACACUCUGCAUUCGUAGAGCGAGUAAUCCGCCGUGGCAUGGAAGUGCUAUACAUGGUGGACCCAAUUGAUGAAUAUGCUGUGCAGCAGCUUAAGGAGUUUGAUGGCAAGACACUCACCUCUGUUACCAAAGAAGGUCUUGAGCUCCCUGAAGAUGAAGAGGAGAAGAAGAGAUUUGAAGAAGCCAAGGCAUCAUUUGAGAAUCUUUGCAAGGUCAUGAAGGAUAUCCUUGACAAGAAAGUGGAAAAGGUUGUUGUAUCCAACCGUCUUGUAACAUCACCCUGUUGUAUUGUCACAAGUCAGUAUGGUUGGUCAGCCAACAUGGAGCGUAUCAUGAAGGCCCAGGCCCUCCGAGACACUGCCACCAUGGGAUAUAUGGCAGCCAAGAAACACCUGGAGAUCAACCCAGAUCACUCUAUUCUUAAGACUCUGAAAGAGAAAGCAGAUGCUGACAAAAAUGAUAAAUCUGUGAAAGAUCUCGUCAUGCUGUUGUUCGAGACCUCUCUGCUAGCUUCAGGAUUCUCACUAGAGGACCCAGCUGUACAUGCAUCUCGAAUCCAUCGUAUGAUCAAACUUGGCCUAGGAAUUGAUGAGGAGGAUAUCCCUGCUGAAUCAGCUGAAGCUCCAGCUGAUGAGAUGCCUCCCCUAGAAGGUGAUGAUGAGGAAGAGUCAAGAAUGGAAGAAGUUGAUUAAAGGGCCAUCUAACCAGCACUUGGCAUACACAAACUGUUUAAGUAUAUGUCGACUUUACCUUUAGAAAAGUAUUUCUUCAUACUGCAGUUGACACUUUAACUCAUUUUUAUAGCCGGUUGUAUGUUUGUCUUUUUGUACCUGUUGUAUUGUUUUGUAUAUUGCCACAGUGUGAAAUAUAAUUUGUAUCAUGAUACUGUGAGAUGUGUGUUAGUAGGUGAAGAGAUUAAAAUGGACUGUGCAAAUCCAAUGUGAAAACCUUGUGACCGAUGAAGCAAAAACACCUUGCUAUCAUGAUAAAAAAAAUACUAGUUACUCCACAUGAAGACUUCAUGGAGUGUCAAUUGCAUUUCACCCUUUGCAAGAAAUUAUAUAUUUCAAGCCUCUUGGAAGUCUUAUAAGUGGGCUAUUAGAAACAAAAUAAAAAAUGAAAAAUCGUGUCUGAAAAAGCCAUAUAAAUCGGGCAUGAAAAAAAAUUGUAAAAUCUGACAAACAGCCAGACAAAAGUGAAAAAUCCUUUGAUGUUUAUUGAACUUUAGUACAACCAUUGUAUUUUAUUGUAUGAUGUAUAAUGGUAAAUACAACCAUGUUCAAAUAAA
Molecule: messenger RNA, 3133 nt
Organism: Owenia fusiformis
Lineage: Eukaryota; Metazoa; Annelida; Polychaeta; Sabellida; Oweniidae
Source: the annotation of a GenBank genome assembly